AUGGCGAGUUCCCAUGGCAAACUAGAAAUGACAUUGGAAAAUGUCACUGUGGUCAUGGGAUCCAGAACAUUCAAUGAUGUCCACCUAGAGAGAAAGCAAGUGCAGAAAAUAAUUAUUCACAAAGAUUACAAGCCACCCCACGUGGACAGCGACCUCUCCCUGCUCCUGCUCGCCACGCCAAUACAAUUUACGAACUUCAAAAUGCCCAUCUGCCUGCAGAGGAAGGAGAGGGUCUGGGACCGCUGUUGGAUGACAGAAUGGGUGACACCUCCUGCAUACGACCAAUACGGCCACUUAAACACAUACCUGCAGAAGCUGAGAGUGAUGCAGAUUAACCGCAGAGAAUGCAGCCAGAGGGUGGACCAGCUCUCCAGGAGCAUGCUUUGUGCGUGGAAAGAACCCGGCACCAAAGGCAAUUGCCAGGGAGACAGUGGGGCACCUAUGGUCUGUACCAUCCAUGGAAACCAGAGGCUCUUCCAAGUGGGUGUCUUCAGUUGGGGCGUAAGAUCUGGCUUCAGGGGGAGGCCUGGGAUGUUUGUGUCUGUGGCUCAAUUUCUUCCAUGGAUCCGGGAAGAGACAGAAAAGGAGGGGGAAGCCUACACCGCCUCGGGAUCCCAGAGCAGACCCCUGCCCCACGUCCUGCAGUGCCCCUUGUUGUUAGGCUUGGGGUCUCAGAUGCUGCUGACCACCAUGGUUACCGGUGAUAAAUCAAGGCACUGA
Vicugna pacos (alpaca) is the source of this 720-nucleotide messenger RNA. RefSeq names its product serine protease 51 (gene PRSS51). Gene Ontology annotation, biological process: proteolysis. Lineage: Eukaryota; Metazoa; Chordata; Mammalia; Artiodactyla; Camelidae. Gene Ontology annotation, molecular function: serine-type endopeptidase activity. The record is from RefSeq and is a predicted model, not a curated record.